Macrobrachium nipponense is the source of this 2699-nucleotide messenger RNA. RefSeq lists its product as uncharacterized. Bases 858 to 1880 code for a protein of 340 amino acids. The record is from RefSeq and is a predicted model, not a curated record. The transcript has 3 exons. NCBI's taxonomy places the organism in Eukaryota, Metazoa, Arthropoda, Malacostraca, Decapoda, Palaemonidae.
UAAAUGGGUGUAAGGAGUUAGUGAGGCAGUUGUUAGCGACUGUGCCUGAGAAUGUAUAUGAAAUCAUAAAUUUUAAGCGUAAGGAGAAAAUGCAAUGGAACAAUGAAAGGUUAAUGUGGAACGACAUUUUAGAAAUAGUAGAGGAUUAUCAGUUAGAUAGGUGCAUGAAAGAGAGUAGAAGUGUUAGCGUUAGGACUGAAGUAGCUGAGGGUAUACCGGAGUGUAAGAGAUAUAGGGAGGCAGUUUUAGAAGGGCAGAUGCAAAUGGCAGAGUGAGCGCUUGAUAGGAGCAUUAGAGCAAGUAAUGUAAAAUUGGGACCAGAGCUGGAAGGUGUAGACGAGGUAGUGAAUGAGAUUUGGGAGGGAAGUAGUGAGGUAGAUGAUGGGAAUCUGAAUGAAAGUGGUUUGGAGGAAGUGACUGGCAAUGUAAUUGAGAGAUUGUAUGAGGGUCCUCAAACGAGAUCCAGGGGCCUAAAUCUGGGCAUCCUUGGUGUUGUGAAAGACGAUUUGGUCUGGAUGUUGCGAGUGUUAAGGAGAUGUUGUCAAAUGUAAUGGGGGAGGUAAAACGGAGGAAUAAGAUAGUAAUUUAAAUUUGACAACAUAUUCGAGGGUUGAGAGAGAGAGAGAGAGAGGGGGGCUCGUUAGGUUGUUUGUAUGAAUGGAUAGUUAACAAGCGAAUUGCUCGUUCGGCGAGCGGUUGUUGUAUGUUGGGUCGGUUGUGGGUUCAGCCUGUAUUUUUGAGUCGGUCUGAGAUCAGAGCUUGGGAUGGCCAGAUAUAGUUAGCAGCCGUCUUGGAAGAAUUUCUUGAUGAACUGAGGGCCCAGUUUCCAAUGGAUGGCAUCCUAAGAAGUCCCAGAGAUGAGACGAACCUCCGGUACUUUUAGAGUCUUCCUGCUUUGUGUCCUUGGAGUUAUUUGUGUAAACAAGGUGAGAGACUUGGAGCUGACAAUAAACGCAUGUGACCCAAAAGUCAGGCUAAAGGGUCCUUUGGAGCUGGACAGUGUAAAGGUGCUGGAAACAAUCCAGUUAAGCUACCUCACACCGCCAUCAGAUCUGCCACUAAACCUCACACAUCAGAACGACUUCAGAUACACCCAGAACCAAUACGAGUUCGGCUGGGAGUUCAUCCAUUUCUACAACAGGCAGUUCUUCAGCGAACAGCACAAGCCCGGGUUCUUCAUAGAAGCUGGUGCCCUAGAUGGGGAAUUUAUGUCCAACACCCUCUGGCUGGAACUGCAUCUGGGCUGGACUGGGCUCUUAAUCGAGCCAGAUCCAGUGAAUUUCAAGUACCUGGUCUGGAAGAGGAGGAAGGCGUGGCUCUCAAACACCUGCGUUUCUGAGAAGGAGUACCCGAAAGAGGCGGUUUUCGAGACUCUGCAGCAGAGGUCAGAGUCCUACGCCGUGCCGUGGCUCUACCGAGCAAACUCCAGGAGGACUGGAACCUUUCUGACCAGUCUGGAAGGGGACUUUUCGGACUUUUCAGCGGUUGCUUAUUCGACGGUCCAGUGCUUUCCAUUGGCAAGUUACCUCUUGGCCUUGAACGUGUCCUCAGUGGAUUACCUGUCCCUCGAUGUCCAGGGGAACGAAUGGGACAUCCUGAAGAACAUUCCCUGGAAUAGGAUAGCCAUCAGGGUCCUCGCUGUAGAACACUAUCACCACGACGCGAAAACCAUCGGGGAAAGAAACCAAGUGGACGAAGAUUUUGUAAAUUACAUGGAAAACGUUAAUUAUCUUCUUAUAGACAAUGACGACGAAGCUAACUACAUAUUCGUUUCGAAAGACGACGCCAUUGUUAAAAAGAACAUAAUCAAAUAUAAGGAUAGGUAUAAAAAUGUUCAGAAAUCAUUACUUAAGGAUGCAGACAUCAGCAAAAACGUGUAAUUUGGUGUCUAGCAUCAAAGAUACUAAACUGUUAUUAGGUAAAAAUGAUGUUGAAUGAGAAAUGGACUAUGUAAACAUUUCUCUUCCCUUUUCUAGUAUGUUGUAGUAGUCAAAUAAAAGUUAAAUUGAUUAUCCAUGAUAAUUGUGAGGUCUCUUGGCCCUUAUUAUGACGUUACGUGUUGUAUUUAUAAUUCAAGCAUAUUGUAUAUUGCAGCCAACAGAUGAGUGUAUAUUCCCUAAUGACUAUAUAAGUUUACAGUAUUGACUAUAGAUUUACUCAAAUAAUUAAUCAUUUAAAGACAUUUCUGUAUAUAAGUCUGUGAACCAGAAUGUGGCGAGACAUAUAAUCUGCCUCUUAGUGCUAUUUGCUUUUAUAAAAUUUGUUCAGAGGAAGAUGUACCCAAACAAAUUUGAAAAUAAAUAACCUCCAAGCCCAAGGUGAAUUAUUUGAAAACAACAUAAAGUUGAUGUAGGUACCAGAACAGAUGUGAAAAUAAAUAACUUUUAAGCCAAAGGAAAUAAUUUAAAAACAACAAAGUUCCUGUUGGCGGUCUGAAAGCAUCCAAGGACAACAUAGUUUCCGUAGUCUUUUAUCAUGCUUGGUGACGUCAGGAAAGUUAGAAAACUACAAGUCACUGAAGUCAGUCCACUGCAGUGUUGCAGAAGUGCGGAAUUUUCGUUUGCUAUGCGGAAUAAAAAGUCUACGGGGCAAUUAUCCAAGUUUGUAUGCCGAUGCGGAUUCCACAUCUGCAUUUUCCGCAGCAGUUUCUUCAUGGCGCAUUCAUAUAAAUUUAUCAUAUAAAAAUGGCAAUAUUUUUU